Molecule: messenger RNA, 2726 nt
Organism: Ceratina calcarata
Lineage: Eukaryota; Metazoa; Arthropoda; Insecta; Hymenoptera; Apidae
Gene: polo
Product: Serine/threonine-protein kinase polo
Exons: 8
Coding region: 353-2074 (573 amino acids)
Biological process (GO): protein phosphorylation; mitotic spindle organization
Cellular component (GO): spindle pole; cytoplasm; centrosome
Molecular function (GO): protein serine/threonine kinase activity; ATP binding; protein binding
Source: RefSeq, a predicted model, not a curated record
CGCGGAGUUCUCAUACAUGUCAUCGCUAUUCAUUUUUAUAAGUAACAACGAUCUCGUCAAAAAUUGUAUUGUAUUUAAUAAGAAUAACAAGAGAACAGAUAACCCUAGCUAUUGGCAAUACAAAUGGGGAAUCUCAUGAUUGGCCAGGAAAGUGAGAUUUAAAUAUUGAAAUCCGUUGCUUACCCGUAAGACUGUUGUAAGACAAAAACAGCGAUUUGUAUUUGGGAGGAAACUUCGCCGUGGAUAUACUUCUUUUUGUGAAAGAUAGUUGCAAGGAACGCGACCGAUAUUGACCGCAACGCGAGGCUCCACGUUACGCACUGCCGAAAUCAGCGAGGAAGAAUAGUAAAAGAUGUCGAAGGACGAAAAAUGCGUUAUACCAGACGUGAUACUCGACGUAAAGUCUGGAAAAAGUUACAUCAAGGGUCGAUUUUUUGGAAAAGGUGGUUUUGCAAAAUGUUACGAGAUCAGAGAGUCGAAGAGCCAUCAAGUAUAUGCUGGAAAGAUUGUACCUAAAUCGCAGAUUACAAAGAACAAUCAUAGGGAGAAAAUGACACAAGAGAUUUCCAUCCACCAAACUUUAAAGCACCAAAACGUUGUGGGUUUCUACGGUUUCUUCGACGACACACACAACAUUUACAUAAUCCUGGAGCUAUGCAGGAAAAGGUCGAUGAUGGAGUUGCACAAACGCAGGAAAGCUCUGACAGAAUGUGAAACCAGAUUUUAUAUGAAGCAAAUUUUAGAUGGCGUGAAUUACUUACAUCAGAAUAAAAUAAUUCACAGAGAUCUAAAAUUGGGCAACUUGUUUUUAAGCGAUGAACUGCAGGUAAAGAUUGGUGAUUUCGGAUUGGCUACCAGACUGGAGCACGAAGGGGAACGUAAAAAGACUUUGUGCGGUACACCGAAUUACAUAGCACCCGAGAUCCUGACUAAAGCGGGUCACUCGUACGAAGUCGAUAUAUGGAGUAUCGGAUGCAUCAUGUACACGUUACUUGUAGGAAAACCACCUUUCGAAACGACGAGUCUGAGGGAAACCUAUGCCAGGAUCAAGCAGGUUCAAUACAAGAUUCCCAAAGACAUCAAUCCGAUCGCUAUGAACAUGAUAACUAACAUGUUGCAAGGGAAUCCAGCGAAACGUCCAUCGAUAUCGAAGCUGAUGAGAGAUCCGUUCUUCUCUUGCGGUUUCAUGCCAACGAGUUUACCAUUGUCGUGCCUGUCCAUGGCACCUCGCCUGGACGCGCUGGAACAGUACAACCGUAAGCCUUUGUCGGAAAAGAACAUGAACGUCGGGGGAGAGGGACAAGACUUCAUUUUUCGCGUGCCCAACAGUCCAGCGCGGAAAACGAAACCCCUGGAUUCGGCGAACGAAGUUCAAAGGAUGAACGUAGAUAUUAGAAAGAUGCUUCAGACGCUGAGCCUGCAACUGGCCGCGGUAUUAAAAUCGAAACCGACCAGAGAGACAACGUCGUUGGCAGAUGAAAUGACAGACCCGGACGCGCAGCCGGUGAUAUGGGUAAGCAAAUGGGUCGACUACUCGGAUAAAUACGGCUUCGGAUACCAACUAUCGGACGACGGUGUGGGCGUCAUGUUCAACGAUGGCACCCGAUUAAUAAUGCUAGCCAACUGUUUUAAUAUUCAUUAUAUUAACCGCGACGGAAACGAAUUGUAUUAUACCGUCAUGGAGUAUCCGCCCGAAUUAGACAAAAAAAUGAGACUGAUGAACUUCUUCCUGAAAUAUAUGAAGGAACACUUGAUGAAAGCCGGAAGUUCGGUAGCCGUAAAACCGUGUGACUCCAUGUCCAGGAUACCAUACAUGCAUCAGUGGUUCAGAACGCAGAGCGCUGUAGUUAUGCAAUUGACCAAUGGGACAGUACAAAUAAAUUUCUUGGACCACGCGAAGAUCAUCAUGUGUCCGUUGAUGGCAGCCGUCACGUACAUAGAUACGGAGAAGAAUUUCCGGACCUACAGAUUCCAAACUAUCCAAGAGAACGGAUGCUGUAAGGGUUUAGCCAAGAAUCUGGAGUACGCCUACGAGAAGCUUGUGCUGAUGUUGUCGAAUCCUCAGACUCGAUAAUUAUGCAGGCAAAUAUCAAUCGAUUUAAGGAGAACACAAUUCUGAUACACAGUAUAUUUUAGAAGUAUUAUGCUUUUUUUUUAAUAAGAGAAACUGCCUUUAUACUGGGCGAACAGCAGAUACGAAGUAAGUAGUUUAUUAUUUUAUUUUUACUUUAUUUUGUAGAAGUAUAUCAAACCUUUACCAGACAUUUUAAUCUCGCAAGAUUCGAAGGGAGCAGACGUAUUAUGCUCAGGAUUUGAUUUCUCGUAAGGGUGCCUAUCGUUUCCUUGAAAAGACGUCUCGUAAAUUUUGCACCCUGUUCUCUCUUUUUUUAUAAUCACAGACAAAUCGUAGUUGUAAUUUUGUUUCAUGUACUCUCGUGUCGUUGAGCGAAGUUUUAUAAACGAACAAGCAUUCAACAAGUUACUUUGCCACGAUAAUUGCUACUUCGUAUAAAUAUGUAAUUGUAUAGCGUGAAAAUCUAUAGCAGUUGGUUAUCGUUGCUUUCGACGAAGUAGUGCAAUCUAACAAUUGUUUGUUUAUUUAACAUGAGAGGAUAAACAAGUGGCCUUAAUCUUUGACAAUACUCUUACUGCCUCGACAUUCCAAUAUUAAGACAUUAUCUUUACAUGAUCCGAUUUUCGAUCAUUAAGCCCGGUAAUGCGCGCGU